Messenger RNA from Venustampulla echinocandica, 2607 nucleotides. RefSeq lists its product as uncharacterized. Bases 1 to 2607 code for a protein of 868 amino acids. NCBI's taxonomy places the organism in Eukaryota, Fungi, Ascomycota, Leotiomycetes, Helotiales, Pleuroascaceae. Gene Ontology annotation, cellular component: transcription regulator complex. Gene Ontology annotation, molecular function: DNA-binding transcription factor activity, RNA polymerase II-specific; RNA polymerase II cis-regulatory region sequence-specific DNA binding. The record is from RefSeq and is a predicted model, not a curated record. The transcript is spliced from 3 exons. Gene Ontology annotation, biological process: regulation of transcription by RNA polymerase II.
AUGGAACUCCGCAGGCACGUUGUGCCUUCAAGCUAUCCAUCCCAUCAAUUUCCACUCGACGACCCCAGUGGACAUUUACGCGUAGGGGCCCGGCAGCCUCUAACGGAUUCAGCUGGCAACUCACAACUCCAUGCUCUUGCCUCGGCGGGGCUUUAUCAUGAUAAUAAGGAGCUUCAGUCUCGGGCAACCAGGCCCAUGUAUCCUACUCCAACAGUCCCAUCAUUACCUCCGCACCAGUCUGUAGGACAGACUUGGGAGCAACGACGACAGAGACAACGCAGACGAAGGUUGCAGAGGUUUACUCGGAACCCUAUCGCCGAUUCUCCGCAGUAUCAGACAUAUCGAAAACGCCAACUGCGUGAUCGGAAUGGCGAGGACUCGAAGUGGCCAGAGGUUCUCGAGGCUGCAUUUCUUGAUGCCUUAAUUGAGAUCCCACUCAUGGGCAGGAGCAAAUAUUCCUACAAAGGAAAGCUCCAUGGCCGCAAUGAGCUGAUUGUAGAAUAUUUAUGGAUCGCAUACCUCCAGAGCCUUCCCCCUGGGCAGCAUCCAGAUCCUACCAUGAUGCGCAAUCGGAAACAAGUCUCCAGCCACAUCCAAGUCAUCAAGGGCUUUCUCAAGGGCCACCCAGCUUAUCACAAGCUCUUCCCAGAGGCCAAGGACGGCAAAAAAGGUCUCGAGAAUCAAUCUUUCAAGAACGACCCAUGUUUGAGAGCUAUCUCGGAGGGCCGGUUGCCACAUACACGGUAUGAUCGAUUCAGAGAAUACGCCGAUGCCAAUCAGGAAGUGGCAAUGCAUCGUUUGUCUAUGAAGCCGACUCAUUUCUGGCUCUUUAUCACGUCCACGUCGAUCCCUGCUGAAUCCAAUGGAAGGGAUAGCAAGGAAGACCUCUAUGCGGAUGGGAAUGUCGCACACCAAUGUACCAUUUUAAAGUCGCAGAGACCUAGCGAUAGCCUCGAGUCAAUUCCUAAUUGGUGGCGUAGAUUUCCACAUCUUCAACGGCUUCAUUCGGCAGGGGAGCUCCAAUGUGACAUCAUCCACAUGGAUGUGUCUCUAAAGUUGAUGUCCACCCAUCCACCGGAAGGAGCAGAACUUGUUAGCCGCACUGAACUGUCGAUACCUCGAGGCGAAUUGGAGAGUUGUGUCUGGCAAAUCGUCACCACUCUCACGAAACCGCCCGAACUCUGUCGAGAUCCAGCCGUUGACCCACCAGUGGAAUCCCAGGCAUCGUGGAUCCAAGUGUUGUCGGUCAAUGAGGAUGAGGCGCGCAUCAAGAUUCCAUUUCCUGCGAACCCAUGGGCUCACGCCUUCACAAAUCUCGCAGAUGUUCAAUUAAAGCACCAAGAGAAGCGGGAUUCCUUCCCGGGGGAAGGCUCUAGAUCAGUGCGAGAAUACGUCAAGCAAAUAUCAAUGUACCAAGAAGUACAAUCCGCAUCGGGCCCCGGGAUGCCCUUCGUGAGACGGGCAGUUAUCAUCUGGACGUUCCGCAAAGCAAGCUCUGGUGAGGGAAAUGGUGGGACUUACUGGCGUUAUCUCCAUCCUUCACCCCCGAGACGGGCUAUCAUGUCCCCAGGUCCUCAUCCCAGGCAUCAUAUCUCUGCCACGAUGAACGAGAAUUUCAGUGCCUUCAUGGAAGCACCCGUACAGCUACAAAGCCAGCCCCAGCACCAGUCGAAUAUGAUGGAUGACGCUUUUAUCCACAACGCACACCCCCAUACCGGUCUUGUCACGCCGCCGGACACGGCGGGCCUACAGUCUCCUUUUGGGACACAACAAUUUAAUUUUGGCGCCAGCCCCUUACAUCAACAAGCUUUCGACAUGCCUCCCGAGAACCUCAGUUUCUCAUCCACAACUACGACUGAAAGUGAUUCUACGUUAGUAGAGACCGGGCAUUCUAACGCAGCCUCGAACCUCGACCACUUCUUAGCUACUACCGUCGUUAAUCUUGGCGCUUAUGAGGAUCCCACCAACGCCGUCAACCACGGGUGGAAUAUACCUGUCACGGAGAGUUUCGAUGCUGAUCCGUCGUGGGCUGGUUACGGGCAGGUAGCAGAUGUUCCACCACCGCACAUCGGCGGUUGGGAAGUCAAUGGGUCGGAGGCCAAGAAUCACAGUUGGGUUGAGCCGCCUGCUCGCAAGAACUCUACUGAGUGGCACAAUAGUGAUGUCGCCGUGGGCCAGGAAAAGCAUCAUCUUGAGUGGAUCAGUGAGGACCCUGCGGGGAAUAUGGAGGGACAUGAGUGGACUGGCGGUGCUGCUAAAGAAGGUGCGAAUCGGCAUGAUAGCAGCGGUACUUAUGACCGAGCUGUCGAGCCUUGGAUGGAACGUGGACACGGGCAUGAGAAUAACCGCGGGGGUCAACAUCACGAUGCUACAAUUCAUCACGAGCACGGGGAAGUGCAAGGCAAAGAGGACGAGAACACGCAUUCCUGCUCCGAGCCCCCCGCCGAUACCGGGUCUCCUCAACCCAAUACUAAUGGUAAUAAUAAUAUGAGUACGCCGGGGAAGCACACGGAUGCAACAUUCACUUCUAGCCCUCCUCGAGAGGGCGGUGAUUUCGAUUACGCAGGGAUGGCGGAGCAACUUAAAGAGGGCGUUGGGCAGUCUUAA